CCCGACGCCGCUAGCGACAGGAGCGUCCCCAGAGGGACGCUGCACUUGGGGAUUCCGGCGCUACUGGCCCGAAGAGGAGAGGAAACAUUCAAACUGGAAUUUUAAAUCAUUAGUAAGUCAGUGAUGGAUCAGAAUUUGCAGAAUGCAAUCCUGAGUAAAACUCUCCAAAAGAAUUACUUCAAAUAAUAGAGGAAAGAAAGUUGAACUGCCACCUUAAAACCCUGGUCUAGAAAAACAUUGCAGACAUCAGAAAGUAAUAACUGGGGAAAUUUAUUUGGCUCUUAAUGAAUCUGAAUCAAAAAAAUUGUCACACUGUUUCUCAGAGGACUUCUGUAUCUGAGAAAUAAUAUUUUAAUAAUAAGUUCUUUUAUAAAAAUCUUGACAUGAUCACCAGAGAGGAGAAACAGUAAUAGCUAAAACCUGUGUAUGUGUGAAGAUGACAUCAGAAGAAAUGGCAGCUUCUGUUCUCACACCUGUAACUCAGAGAAAAGUGACGUCCGCUCCAUCGGCUAUAGAUGAAAGUAGUGAAAAGGUCUCAGACAUCAGUGUUCUGAAGGCACAUAGCAUCAGGCAGAGUGGGCAGACUUCUACCACUGCACAGAUGAACAAGCUUAAAGAAGAACCUUCUGGAAGCAACUUGCCCAAGAUUCUCUCAAUAGCAAGGGAGAAAAUAGUGAGCGAUGAGAACAGCAAUGAAGAGUGCUGGACAGAAAGCACACCAGUUUCUGUGGAAAACCUUAACAUUAACCAAAACGACGUACUGACAAAGAGCCAGUGUUAUGACACGUGUGAUUCUGUCAUGGAGGAAGACCCAUAUUUGGAAACUGGAAUCCCAUCCUCACUGGAAAGAAAGGUGUUCCCUGGAAUUCAACUGGAAAUUGAUGGACCUCCCAUGGACAUUAGUCCCUUAGGAAGUCAGUCGGCCGUCAUAGAGACUGGCCAGGCACACCCUGAUGGCAACACAGCAGCAUUUCACUUUCACUAUGAAGUUGACAGAAGAGUGUCAGAUACUUUCUGUACCCUGUCAGGCAACUUGAUUUUAGAUAAUUGUGGAAACUGUGUACCACUGCCUGAUGUUGGUGGGGAGCAAAAGAAAAAUUAUGCGGCAUAUACUUGUAAACUUAUGGAAUUGGCUGAAAACUGUGAUAAUAAGAAUGGGCAGCUGCAAUGUGAUCAUUGUGACACCUUGGAUGACAAUUACUUAUGCUUUGAAGGUUCUUGCCGAAGGGCCAGUGUGCUAUGUUCAAGUGACAGCCUUUGCAGGGAGGACUUGACUAACAGUCCCCCUGCCAAGACUUUUCUGAGCCAUUUUGAGGACUUCCCUGAUAACUGUGAAGAUGUAGAAGAAGAUUUUUUUAAGAGCAAAAAGGAGAGGUCCACUUUGUUAGUGAGGAGAUUUUGUAAAAAUGACAGGGAAAUAAAGAAAUCUGUGUAUACCGGGACAAGGGCAAUCGUGAGGACUCUGCCUUCUGGUCACAUUGGGCUGGAAGCUUACAGUUACAUCGAUCAGAAGAGAAGUGGUCUUUUAUUGACCUGUGGGAGAGUUCUGGAACAGCUGUCAGUGGUGGCGAUUAGGCAGGAUGGAAGCCAGUGCCUAUCAGAAGCCCAGUGGUAUCGGAUCUACAAUGCAGUGAGAAGCGGAGAAGAAAUAGAAAAUACAAUUGAAUCUCUUCUCCAUGUCUUCACAAAUCUCCCGGCCUCCGAGGCAGCCCAUGAAAGGAUUAGCAUUGGUCCAUGCUUAAAACAGUGUGUCCAAGACACCAUAUGUGAGUACCGGGCCACCCUCCAGAGAACGUCCAUAUCUCAGUACAUCACGGGCUCUCUCCUAGAAGCAACCACAUCUUUGGGAGCAAGAAGUGGCCUACUCAGUACUUUUGGAGGAUCCACUGGACGAAUGAUGCUAAAAGAACGCCAGCCAGGCACCUCCAUGGCCAAUUCCAGUGCCCUCCCUUCAAGUUCAGCUGGGAUCAGCAAGGAACUGAUUGACCUCCAGCCCCUCAUUCAGUUCCCAGAGGAAGUCGCCAGCAUCCUGAUGGAGCAGGAACAGAACAUUUACCGAAGGGUCUUGCCAGUUGACUACCUUUGCUUCUUGACCCGGGACUUAGGCACUCCGGAAUGCCAGACAUCCCUGCCCUGCCUCAAAGCAUCCAUCUCAGCUUCGAUUCUUACCUCCCAGAAUGGAGAGCACAAUGCCCUGGAAGAUCUGGUGAUGAGAUUUAAUGAGGUGAGCUCUUGGGUGACGUGGCUGAUCCUCACGGCGGGCUCCAUGGAGGAGAAGCGAGAAGUCUUCUCCUAUUUGGUGCAUGUGGCCAAAUGCUGCUGGAACAUGGGCAACUACAAUGCUGUCAUGGAGUUCUUGGCUGGCCUCAGGUCAAGGAAAGUAUUAAAAAUGUGGCAGUUUAUGGACCAGUCUGACCUGGAGACCAUGAGGAGCCUGAAGGACGCCAUGGCUCAGCACGAAUCUUCCUGCGAGUACAGGAAGGUGGUCACACGGGCCCUGCACAUACCCGGCUGUAAGGUUGUUCCGUUCUGUGGGGUGUUUCUGAAGGAGCUCUGUGAAGUACUGGACGGAGCCUCUGGCCUCAUGAAGCUUUGCCCGAGGUACAAUUCCCAAGAAGAAACUCUAGAGUUUGUAGCCGAUUACAGCGGACAAGAUAAUUUCUUACAACGAGUGGGACAUAAUGGCUUAAAGAAUUCAGAGAAGGAGUCCACUGUCAACAGCAUCUUUCAGACCAUCAGAAGCUGCAGCCGAAGUCUGGAGGCAGAGGAUGAAGACAGCCCCAGCGAAGGCAACAGCUCUAGGAAAAAUUCCUUGAAGGAUAAAGCACGGUGGCAGUUUAUAAUUGGAGAUCUGUUGGAUUCUGAAAAUGACAUCUUUGAGCAGUCGAAAGAAUGGGACUCUCAUGGAUCAGAAGAGCCACAGAAGGCCUUUGACCAUGGCACGGAGCUGAUCCCAUGGUACGUGCUGUCCAUCCGAGCUGAUGUGCACCAGUUCCUACUGCAGGGGGCCACUGUCAUCCACUAUGACCAGGACACGCACCUGUCCGCCCGCUGCUUCCUUCAGCUUCAGCCUGACAACAGCACCUUGACCUGGAUAAAGCCCACCACUGCCUCCCCAGCCAGUGCUAAAGCAAAACUUGGUGUGCUUAGUAACACAUCUGAGCCUGGCAAAUUCCCCUUACUGGGCAAUGCUGGAUUAAGUGGCCUGGCGGAGGGGGUCUUGGAUCUGUUUUCAGCAAAGGCUGUGUACAUGGGACACCCUAGCAUCGAUAUACACACUGUGUGUGUUCAGAACAAACUGGGUAGCAUGUUUCUCUCCGAGACUGGUGUGACACUGCUCUAUGGGCUCCAGACCACAGACAACAGAUUAUUGCACUUUGUGGCGCCCAAGCACACAGCUAAGAUGCUCUUCAGCGGAUUGCUAGAACUCACGAGGGCCGUGAGGAAGAUGAGGAAGUUCCCGGACCAGAGACAGCAGUGGCUGCGGAAACAGUACGUCAGCCUCUAUCAGAAUGUGGCUCUUUUACAGGAGGACGGACGGUAUGAAGGCCCAACUUUGGCUCACGCUGUGGAGCUGUUCGGUGGCCGGCGAUGGAGUACACGCAACCCCAGCCCUGGGACAUCUGCGAAGAGUGCUGAGAAGCCCAGUGUGCAGAGGAACAACACACUGGGCAUAAGCACCACCAAGAAAAAGAAGAAAAUCCUUAUACGGGGUGAGAGUGGAGAGGCAGCUGACGACGAGAUGGCCACGCGGAAGGCCAAAAUGCAGAGGGAGAGUCGCAGUCGGAGUGGUUCAGACCCUCAAGACGUGAAUGAGCAAGAAGAAUCCGAGGCAAAUGCCGUCAUGAGCCCUCCUAACACUCUGCCUUCCAGAAGAGCCCACUCCUUGACCACGGCUGGGUCCCCCAACUUGUCUGCUGGAAUAUCAUCUCCCAUCAGGCCAGUGUCUUCCCCUGUGCUGUCUUCUUCAAACAAGAGCCUGUCCAGUGCUUGGAGCAGCAGCAGCUGGCACGGGAGGAUCAAAGGAGGAAUGAAGGGUUUUCAGAGCUUCAUGGUUUCCGACAGUAACAUGAGCUUCGUUGAAUUUGUUGAGCUGUUCAAAUCAUUCAGCGUGAGGAGCCGCAAGGACCUAAAGGAUCUCUUUGACAUCUACGCCGUGCCCUGCAGCCGAGCCGGCUCCGAGUCAGCCCCUCUCUACACCAACCUAACCAUCGACGAAAACACCAGUGAUCUUCAGCCUGACCUAGAUUUACUGACCAGAAAUGUCUCGGACUUGGGGUUGUUCAUUAAGAGUAAACAGCAGCUGUCAGACAACCAGAGGCAGAUAUCUGAUGCCAUUGCUGCUGCGAGUAUCGUGACUAAUGGCACUGGGGUCGAGAGCACGUCUCUGGGCAUCUUUGGGGUCGGCAUACUCCAGCUCAAUGACUUCCUUGUCAACUGCCAGGGAGAGCACUGCACUUACGAUGAAAUCCUCAGUAUCAUUCAGAAGUUCGAGCCUAGCGUUAGUAUGUGUCAUCAGGGCCUACUGUCAUUUGAGGGAUUUGCAAGGUUUCUGAUGGAUAAAGAUAAUUUUGCCUCCAAAAAUGACGAGUCACAGGAAGACAUUAAAGACUUGCAGCUGCCCCUGUCCUACUAUUACAUUGAAUCUUCACACAAUACCUACCUCACAGGCCACCAGCUCAAAGGAGAGUCCUCAGUGGAACUCUACAGUCAGGUCCUCCUACAAGGCUGCAGGAGUGUAGAGUUGGACUGCUGGGAUGGAGAUGAUGGGAUGCCCAUCAUCUACCACGGGCACACGCUGACAACCAAGAUCCCCUUCAAGGAGGUGGUUGAAGCCAUUGACCGCAGUGCCUUCAUCAACUCUGACCUGCCCAUCAUCAUAUCAAUUGAGAACCACUGCUCAUUGCCUCAGCAACGAAAAAUGGCAGAAAUUUUCAAGACUGUGUUUGGAGAAAAACUGGUGGCAAAAUUCCUGUUUGAGAGCGAUUUCUCAGAUGAUCCAAUGCUUCCCUCACCUGACCAACUUAGGAGGAAAGUACUUCUUAAAAAUAAGAAGCUAAAAGCUCACCAGACGCCAGUGGAUAUCUUAAAGCAAAAGGCUCAUCAGUUAGCAUCCAUGCAAGCUCAGGCUUAUAAUGGGGGGAAUGCCAACCCCCCACCUGCUAAUAACGAGGAAGAGGAGGAUGAAGAGGAUGAAUAUGAUUAUGACUAUGAAUCUCUGUCUGAUGACAACAUUCUAGAAGACAGACCUGAAAAUAAAUCAUGUAAUGACAAGCUUCAGUUUGAGUAUAAUGAAGAAAUCCCCAAGAGGAUAAAGAAAGCAGAUAACUCUGCCUGCAACAAAGGAAAGGUUUAUGACAUGGAAUUGGGAGAAGAAUUUUAUCUUCCUCAGAAUAAAAAGGAAAGCAGACAGAUUGCACCAGAGCUUUCUGACCUUGUCAUCUAUUGCCAAGCUGUAAAAUUUCCAGGCCUGUCAACUCUAAAUGCAUCUGGCUCUAGCAGAGGAAAAGAAAGGAAAAGCAGGAAGUCCAUUUUUGGCAACAAUCCGGGCAGAAUGAGCCCUGGGGAGACAGCAUCGUUUAACAAAGCAUCUGGAAAAAGUUCCUGUGAAGGAAUGCGGCAGGCCUGGGAGGAAUCUUCUUCCCCCCUGAACCCAACCACAUCCCUCAGCGCUAUCAUUAGAACUCCCAAAUGUUACCAUAUCUCAUCGCUGAAUGAAAAUGCCGCCAAACGUCUGUGUCGCAGGUAUUCUCAGAAACUGAUCCAGCACACCGCCUGUCAGCUGCUGAGGACUUACCCGGCUGCCACCCGCAUCGACUCCUCCAACCCCAAUCCCCUCAUGUUCUGGCUCCAUGGGAUUCAGCUCGUGGCGCUCAACUACCAGACAGAUGAUCUCCCCUUACAUUUAAAUGCUGCCAUGUUUGAGGCCAACGGUGGCUGUGGCUAUGUUCUGAAACCCCCAGUUCUGUGGGACAAGAACUGUCCCAUGUAUCAAAAGUUUUCACCUUUGGAAAGAGACCUGGACAACAUGGAGCCUGCCGUCUAUUCCUUAACUAUCGUCUCUGGUCAAAACGUGUGUCCAAACAGCAGCACGGGGAGCCCGUGCAUCGAAGUCGACGUCCUGGGCAUGCCCCUGGACAGCUGCCACUUCCGCACAAAGCCCAUCCACCGGAACACUCUGAACCCCAUGUGGAACGAACAGUUUCUCUUCCGAGUUCACUUUGAAGACCUCAUAUUUCUUCGUUUUGCGGUUGUGGAAAACAACAGCUCGGCUGUAACCGCUCAGAGAAUCAUCCCACUCAAGGCUUUAAAACGAGGUUAUCGGCAUCUUCAGCUGCGAAACCUCCACAAUGAAGUCUUGGAAAUCUCUAGUUUAUUCAUAAACAGCAGAAGGAUGGAAGAAAACUCCUCCAGCAGUGCUGUGCCAGCCUCUUUGAUGUUUAAUACAGAAGAAAGAAAAUGUUUGCAGACUCACAAAGUCACAGUGCAUGGGGUCCCGGGUCCAGAGCCCUUUACUGUUUUCUCCAUAAAUGGUGGCACCAAGGCAAAGCAACUUCUCCAACAAAUUCUGACGACUGAGCAAGACACCAAACCUAUUGUCACAGACUAUUUUUUGAUGGAAGAAAAAUUUUUUAUAUCUAAGGAAAAGAAUGAAUGCAGGAAACAACCAUUCCAAAGAGUCAUUGGUCCAGAAGAAGAGAUCAUGCAGAUUUUAAGCAGCUGGUUUCCAGAGGAAGGCUAUGUUGGCAGGAUUGUCUUAAAAACCCAGCAGGAAAACCUAGAAGAGAGAAGCAUUAUUCAAGAUGACAAGGAGGUGAUCCUGAGCUCAGAGGAGGAGAGUUUCUUUGUCCAAGUGCAUGAUGUUUCUCCAGAGCAACCUCGAACGGUCAUCAAAGCGCCCCGUGUCAGCACCGCACAGGAUGUCAUUCAGCAGACCUUAUGCAAAGCCAAAUAUUCCUAUAGCAUCCUGAGCAACCCCAACCCGAGUGACUAUGUGCUUUUGGAAGAAGUGGUGAAAGAUGCUACCAAGAAGUCUUCUACCCCGAAGUCCUCCCAGAGGGUUCUUUUGGAUCAGGAAUGUGUGUUUCAAGCCCAGAGCAAGUGGAAAGGUGCAGGAAAAUUCAUCCUUAAGCUAAAGGAGCAGGUGCAGGCAUCCAGAGAAGACAAAAGAAAAGGCAUUUCUUUUGCAAGUGAAUUCAAGAAGUUCACCAAGUCAACUAAACAGCCCCGAGGACUCACAUCAUCUUCUCAGGUCUUGGCCUCAGAAAGUGUCCAAAGCAAGGAGGAGAAACCAGUGGGCAGCUUGCCCUCCAGUGAUGCCAUAGACUACCGACAAUAACCGAGGCUGGCAUGUUUUACCCAGGUGAAGAUCCUUUGGUAAGAAGUUGAAGUCUAGAGUGAACAUGGUGGAAACAAAUAUAAUUUCCUUUACCUUCAUCAGACUUAAACUGGAAACUGAUGAUUUCUGAAGACUUCUUCACACAUGAUGUAAGGUCCACGCUGAGGUCAAGCAAAAUGGCACCGGGCUACCUACCACCCAGUUUCCUGAUGAAUGCAGCCAAGAAGCCCAGGAGGUGGCCAUUUUAUAAAUGUCAGCAGUCGGAACACUGCUAAGCUUGCAGUAACGUACUUAGAACAAGGGUCAGCAAACUCUGUCCAUAAAGGGCCAGACCGUGAGGAUUUUAGGCUUUCUGGGUCCUUUGGUCUCCACUGCAGCCACUCAGCUCAGCUGGUAACAGUGCAAAAGCAGCCACAGACCAUACAGAUGUGAGUGUGGCUAUGUUCCAAUAAAACCACUUACAGAUGCUGAAAUCGCAACUUCAUCUAUUUUCACAUCACUAAUAACUCUCUUUUGGGUUUUUUUUCUAUCACUCAAACCUAAGAAUAAAGACUAUUCUUAGUUCAAGAGCCAUAAAAAACCUGGUGGCAGGCUGGAUUCGGCACAGAGCCAUAAUUUGCUGACCUGACUUAGAAAACUGGGAACAAGACCACAGAGGUCUGAAAACAAGUAAGCUAGUUCAGUCCUACACGUCAUGGCUGACAAUUGGAAACUUCGGGGCAAAUGUAGAUACAUCCUGUAGGAGUCAUUAAAGAGUAAUUCGGUGUAGGUUCUGUAUUAUGCACCGUAGUGGACUCUUCUUUAGCAUCUCUUUUUAUGUAGAGAAUGAUGCUGGGUUGUUGUGUUUUUUUUUUAAGUUUAUUGCUUAUGUAUUCACAGAUUAUUCCACUUUUGGUUUUCACAAAUUGAACUUAGAAUGAUGUAUAAAUUAAUUACUGAGUUGUGACAUCUUAACAAGAAAUUUAACCAUUUCUUAAAGCAAAAGUAGACUGAGCUGGUGUUCAAAUUUAUUUAUUUUACAAGGUUUGUACUGACACUGUACUUAUAUAUUUAUUAUACAUAGCUUUCUUGGUAUCACUUAUCGAUUAAAAGCAUUACUGGUUCUCACUUUUAAGACAAAUCUAACAACAACAAAAAAAAUAUAUGCUCUGAAUACAUGACAUGGGCCAGAAUUUCAUAUUAAAAAAAAAAAAAAGCUUCAUUUUCAUUUCUGAUUAACUGAAGAGCUAUUGCUCCAAGUCAUAACUGCCAUUUAAGAUAAAUUAUCUUUAAAAUCUUGCUGUAUAAAACUAUCAUGUAAGUAUAAAGGAUUCUUGUUAUUCUUGGUAUGAAGCAAAUUAUGACUUUUAAAAUGUAAUGUGUGUUCCUCUAAAGUAAAAUUCAAAUUUUACCUUUCUACCAAUAUUCAAAUUUUUUCUUCAAAUUAUAAAGCACACGAAAAAUCCUAACUUUUUCUUUGAUAAAUCUUUUUACUAAUUAUAAAAAUGAAUAAAACAGUCCCCAGUUCUUUGCACAGUCUAAAAUCAGAAGUGUUAAAAAUAAAUCAGACAGCUUUCAUGUUGUUGUAAGUUCUUACUGACUGAAAGCCUUAAUGCUACAGCCACCAUUUGCUUGUCGACAGAAUUCAAGCUAUUCCAAUUGAAUGUAGUUUGCCCACUACAGGCUUCUUAUCAAAUCAUCAAUCUGUAAGAAAUGCACAAUACUAACCCAUUUAAAAAAAUAUUCCAGAAAUACUUUAUCAUGCUUCUAUAAAAUUGGCAUCUUUUCCUCUGGUUUGGUUUAUCCUAUAUUGAAAACUGAGGUACUGCCCAUACUGGCUAAGAGUCAAAAUGAAAACCGUGCAGAGUAAGGGGUAAGAAGCAAGACUGGUCUCUAGAUUUAGCACUUGGCCUUGACUCUAAGCUCAAGCCCCGCCCCACCCUACCAUCUAUAACAUAGCUGAUUUGCCUGCAGGACAGAAUCUGAAAUUCCUUGAGACUAUAGUGAGACUAGGUUUCACAAGUGAAUGUAUUGCCUAUGUUGAACCCAACUUAGUUGUUCGUUCCAUUUUGCAGUGAAAGCACGUGCUCCGUUGUAUCGGAGUCUUCGGGACUUUCUGAAGGACACGUUGGUCAAAAUGUAAAGCACCUGCUCUAUUACAACUAACUGGCACAACUUGGUGAUUGUCAAAUAUAUGAAAUUUUUACUUGUAUCUUCUCUGAUCUAGCUAUGUUAGUAUACCAAAUGAAAGAAAUUAACCUAUUAUUUAGAAUAAAUCGAAAAUGGCCACCUCGACUCUACCCAUUACCACUUCAUACUUUCCAGACUCCUGAAAAUCUGGGUAGCAAACUUUUAUCAGUAAAGUUGAUAUGGAAAAGAAUCUAAAUAUGCAAACUAGGUUUAUGACAAGAUUUUGAGGAAAAAUAUUUUAACAUGCUUUACCAAAAACAAAGGAGCAUGAGUUCUGUUACUGUUAGGUGAUGCCAACUUUACAGCAUACGUGUAGCUGGUGAAGAAAGAGUAAAUAAGAAUCCAACAUGGUCUGUGAUGCUGAAGAAAGACUAACUUCCUCUGGGUCACCUGUUCAUCUGGAACUGAUUGUUUUACAAAAUAAUGGAAGGUUGCCUGAGGUCGUCAAAGAAUUGAGGGUAAGUUUGAGGGCAAAUCUGUAGGAAGUUAACAAUACUGUUUAGGCAGAAAAUGCCCUUUUAAGGGAAAUGCCUCUUUUCAUGUCAUUCUAUCCUUAGCAAGUAAUAGUUACUUAUAAAUUCUCCAGUUGGGGAUAAAUGGGGGUUGCAACUCAACAAAACUGAGUUACAGGUAAUUUGUUUUUAAAUUAGCUUUCAUACAAAGGUCUCCCAUCUCAAGGGCCUGGGAAACACUGGAGGCUCACUAAUGCAGAGCCUUCCCCUCCACCCCCCCGCCACGCACAUACUCCUUUCUCAAACUGCAUCUUCCCCUUCCUCUCUUCUCUUUCCCUAUCCAGUAGCUUUGUAUACCUGUCAUCCUCUAGGGGCCUGGGGACCCACAGGCCUUGCGUAAUUCUGACAAGUAACAGAGCUUGCAUUCUGCCUGGUAGAACUGAAUUAACUGCCACCACACCAAGAGUAGGAUUCUUCUGGCUGGUGUCUGCUUUCCAACUUGGCAGUGAGGCAGCCUACAACCUACAGCCGACAGCUGUCUAGAUGGCUGCCUCAGACCCCUAACAGUUGCUUCUCUUAUGUGAGCAGCAAAGAGAAAGGAUGUGAACACCUAGACCCUCCAGCAAGUUAUUAGAAAAGGAAGACCGCCUCCUACACAAAGACCAUUCUUCGGUCAGAAUUCCCAGGGUCUGGUGUGCUGUUACCAAUGUGUACGUUCUUAGCCAUUUGAAGUGUCAAAUUCCUAAAGGAAUCUUUGGCUGAUGGCUAAGGAUUCUGACAUGGAACGACCGAAAUGUUCCUGAAUCUCCGUGAACUAUGAAUCUCCAUUCAUAAUCAUGAAUCUCCAUGAUUACCAAGUUAUUCAUAUACAUCUCUUAGAUCCCCAACAGACUAUGCUCAAGCAGGUUUCUGAGACCUUUCCUAGGCCUCUGAACUUCAAACUAAUUCACUCUGGCACCGAAUUGGGUAAAGUUGCAUUUUCUAAAAUGUUGUGUGAAUGAUCUUAGUAUGCAAGACCAUGGAAGACUGUGCUGUGUCUUACACCUGUUAUUACCCCACUUCACUUUUAAGUGCCUAGCACAGUGCUAAGCACACAGUAGGUGCUCGAUAGUUGUCUAGUUAAAAAAUUAUAUAUUAAUGGCUGUAGCUUGUUAUAGCCUCAGGGUGUAUGUGUGUAACUGACUAGGAUAUUUAGUUCUGAAAAUGAAACUCAUCAAUAUAGGCCAUAGAAGUUUAUGCACCAAUAAAUUUCAUUCUCAAAUUCAUAGAGCAUUCAAAUGCUAGACGUGUAUUUUUAUGGUCCCACCGUGAUUCUCUAUGUAUGUAACUAGAAGGGUAAAAGCAUAAUACAAGUGUGAAAUAGUUAAUGAAUUCCUACUUUAAAACUGAUUUUUCACCUACAGUUUCUGCUGCCAAAGUGAAAUAUAAAUUUAUUUGUAUAUGUUUGGAAAAUAAAUCGUUUGUGACAUGUAAUGGUCACCUGUGCUCUGAUGGGGAAAGACCCUGUCGUCACCCAAACACUAUUCAUAACAUUUCUGGACCCUGUUUUGUAUCUAAAAUGUGGAUUAAAAGCAAAUAUUUAUGUUAAAUUGUACAUUCUCCGUAAAUAAGCAUAAAAAAACAUGUUUUAAAAUCACAUAUAAGAAUAUGUUAAAAGAUUAACAAGCACUAUUGAGCCCCAUUAAACAGGAGUAAUAAAGGAACUUUCUAUUUUCAUUUACAUUGUGAGGGGGAAAAAAGAGCUUUAAGCUCCAGACCAAAAGAAUUGGCUUCUAUAGUUUUGAAGACAUAAGAGAUCUAUUUAGUUGGGACUGCUGUGUGUUUUUUUUAAUUCUCAUAUCAUAAGAAUAGGAACAAAAAAAAAAAAAAAAACAAAAAAAAACCAGUUGUUUUAUUCAAUUAAUCACAGAGAAUAUUUAUAACUGGUUGUUACAAAAACAUUUCACAGACCGUUCCUCGAAUAUGGCAGUAGCUUAGGUAAAAUACUGUUUUUUAAUUAUAUUCAUAAGAACAGGACCGUAACUGUACAAAGACAAUGAUGACAAAGGAAAAAGAGGAGGAGAAGGAGGAGCAGGAGAAAGAGAAGUAAAAGAAGAAAAGCCCUUCAACAGGCACCAUUUAUCCUUAAACAGAGUCAAGUCUUCAACUUGGUUUUUCCACCCAGGAGCAGUUCUUCCCCCAUGACCCUCCAGAACACCGCGGAAAAUGA
Mustela erminea (ermine) is the source of this 12169-nucleotide messenger RNA. RefSeq names its product phospholipase C epsilon 1 (gene PLCE1). The transcript is spliced from 33 exons. The record is from RefSeq and is a predicted model, not a curated record. NCBI's taxonomy places the organism in Eukaryota, Metazoa, Chordata, Mammalia, Carnivora, Mustelidae. Gene Ontology annotation, biological process: lipid metabolic process; phosphatidylinositol-mediated signaling; small GTPase-mediated signal transduction. Bases 437 to 7339 code for a protein of 2300 amino acids. Gene Ontology annotation, molecular function: guanyl-nucleotide exchange factor activity; phosphatidylinositol-4,5-bisphosphate phospholipase C activity.